Acomys russatus (golden spiny mouse) is the source of this 754-nucleotide messenger RNA. RefSeq names its product tumor necrosis factor (gene Tnf). Gene Ontology annotation, molecular function: CD40 receptor binding; tumor necrosis factor receptor binding; cytokine activity. The coding region runs from base 34 to 741 and encodes 235 amino acids. Gene Ontology annotation, cellular component: cell surface; membrane. The transcript is spliced from 4 exons. Gene Ontology annotation, biological process: tumor necrosis factor-mediated signaling pathway; immune response; positive regulation of transcription by RNA polymerase II. NCBI's taxonomy places the organism in Eukaryota, Metazoa, Chordata, Mammalia, Rodentia, Muridae. The record is from RefSeq and is a predicted model, not a curated record.
CAAGGCUCCGCAUCUCCCUCUGGAAAGGACACCAUGAGCACUGAAAGCAUGAUCCGAGAUGUGGAACUGGCCGAGGAGGCACUCCCCCAAAAGGCGGGGAGCCCCCAGAACUCCAGGCGGUGCCUUUGUCUCAGCCUCUUCUCCUUCCUGCUUGUGGCAGGAGCCACCACCCUCUUCUGUCUACUGAACUUCGGGGUGAUCGGCCCCCAAAGGGAAGAGAAGUUCCCAAAUGGCCUCCCAAUCAUCAGCUCCAUGGCCCAGACCCUCACACUCAGGUCAUCUUCUCAAAAUUUGAGUGACAAGCCUGUAGCCCACGUUGUAGCAAACCACCAAGUGGAGGAGCAGCUGGAGUGGCUGAGCCGGCGUGCCAAUGCCCUCCUGGCCAAUGGCAUGGACCUCAAAGACAACCAGCUCGUGGUGCCGUCGGACGGCCUGUACCUCGUCUACUCUCAGGUCCUCUUCAAGGGACAAGGCUGCCCCAACUACGUGCUCCUCACCCACACCGUCAGCCGCUUUGCUGUGUCAUACGAGGACAAAGUCAACCUCCUCUCUGCCAUCAAGAGCCCCUGCCCCAAGGACACCCCUGAGGGGGCUGAGCUGAAGCCCUGGUAUGAGCCCAUCUACCUCGGAGGGGUCUUCCAGCUGGAGAAGGGCGACCGCCUCAGCGCUGAGGUCAAUCUGCCCAAGUACUUAGACUUUGCUGAAUCCGGGCAGGUCUACUUUGGUGUCAUUGCUCUGUGAAGCGGAUGGGUGC